This is a messenger RNA of Penicillium canescens, 342 nucleotides long. RefSeq lists its product as uncharacterized. Lineage: Eukaryota; Fungi; Ascomycota; Eurotiomycetes; Eurotiales; Aspergillaceae. The coding region runs from base 1 to 342 and encodes 113 amino acids. The transcript has a single exon. The record is from RefSeq and is a predicted model, not a curated record.
AUGCAACACGCUAGUUCUGUCACGGGUACCCAUCCAUUUCUAGAUCGCACCUAUCGUCCCGUCGUCCCAUCAAAAGAGCCUGGCAUUAUCAACCUGAUCUCUAAUCCUGAUGAUAUGGCUGCAAUUAAUUGCGCCAUCAUGGAGCUUCCAACUUGGCCACCUAACCAGCAUUACCAUUCUAUGCUCGAUGCUCCUGGGAAUACUUUGUCUACUCGGUCCUACGAAUUCCUAACCUGGCUUUGGGGCAUUGGAGCCAGGGAUAUUGCAUCAAUCUACUUGGAGAUUCCUAAGCCCCUAACAUGUCCUGGCACAGGCACAGAGGUUAACAAAGAAGAUCGUUAA